Messenger RNA from Zeugodacus cucurbitae (melon fly), 1024 nucleotides. RefSeq lists its product as uncharacterized. The coding region runs from base 57 to 965 and encodes 302 amino acids. The transcript has 4 exons. Gene Ontology annotation, molecular function: acyltransferase activity, transferring groups other than amino-acyl groups. The record is from RefSeq and is a predicted model, not a curated record. Lineage: Eukaryota; Metazoa; Arthropoda; Insecta; Diptera; Tephritidae.
GAAAUAAAACGGUGAUAACUGAAAUUAACUCGUAUAACAGAACACGCAAUCGUUAGAUGAACAAGCAAAAUUCGCAGAUCUCCGACAGAGCAAUGAGUCAGAGCGACAAAGAACAUAUGGUUUCCAUACCCAUCGAGGAAUGGGCGGAUUUGCGUGAUGUAUACAGACAGGACUGGCCUAAGGGUGCAUAUAGUUACUGCGGCCUGGACACCUACAUACAGCUGUCGCGCAAAGACCUCGAUCUGUGCAAACGAGAAGUGCGCAUUCGGAGUGUCGACAAUAACUGGCGAGAGCAUGGUAUUUUUAUAUUGGAUGAUCAUACGGAUUACUCGCACAUUAUACGAGUAGACACUUGCACCAGUGAGCAUAGUUCGCUCUUCAAGUUAGCCUUAACUUAUAUGGAUUUGGAAUCCUGUGAUGAAAUAAUUUUUCGUGAAACAAUUGCCACAACUGUUAGGCAAUAUCUACAGGAGUCAGGAUAUCCAUUGAAACAAGAUUGCUAUCCAAGGCAGCUGUAUUACUUGAGCAAAGAAGACAGCCUUAAACUACAGAUCAGAGAAAACGCGGAUUACAACAUCAAGCCUUUAACUCUGGCAGAUGUCGAGGAAGUCGAACGCUUUUGGCUGUACAAAAGAAAGGGCUCCAGCUACAUUAUUAGGCGCAACAUCAAAUACAAUCUCACCUUUGGCGCUUAUCAACGCGAGACUGGCGAGUUGUGCGCUUGGGUGUUGCUCAAUGAGUUGGGUUGUAUAGGUUUUUUGUAUGUGAAAGAGAACUACCGGCGUCAGGGUCUGGCUGAGCACUUGGUGGUCCACUUGUGUCAAGCGUUAGCCAAGCAAGACUGUGAUGCCCUGGCUCAUAUAAGGGAUGCCAAUGUGCCGUCGUUGAAACUGUUCGAGCGGUUGGGAUUUAAGGCUAUCGAGUAUAACUAUUGGUUUAUAAAAGAGGAUAUCUUUACGGAAUAAAAUCAUAAGUGACUGUAUGAAGUUGAGACGAGAAAAAGAAAUAAAAUGAAUACAAAAUA